Messenger RNA from Rangifer tarandus platyrhynchus (Svalbard reindeer), 309 nucleotides. NCBI's taxonomy places the organism in Eukaryota, Metazoa, Chordata, Mammalia, Artiodactyla, Cervidae. The record is from the annotation of a GenBank genome assembly.
AUGAAGGACCCCGCCUCCUGCCUGGUCUGGGAGGCGGCCCCAGGCACCCUGGCCCUGCCGGGCUGUCCCGAAGCUUUCCUUGUGGCCCACAGCGGGGCACCCACCAGCUCUGGUCUGGGACUGCUGAGCGGCAGUGGCCCCAAGAAGCUGUGUCCUCAGCUAACCUGGAAGGCUGUGUGUGCUGGAGCCACGCCCUGGGACAGGCCGCCCCCAGGCCCCGGUCCGGGCCACAGGGGCCCUGGGGUCCCGGAAGGAGACAGCCCCCCAUGGGUGUGUGGGGAGAGGUUGGCCUGUCCCCAGCUUAUGUGA